AUGGAGGGGGAGGACGGCGGCGGCGGGGUGGACUGGGACAGCCUGGCCGAGGCGGCGUCGGGGGCCGUCGGCGCGCUCGUCAGCACCACCGUGCUCUACCCGCUCGACACCUGCAAGACCAAGUUCCAGGCCGACGUCCAGACGGACCAGGGCGCGCACAAGUACAGGAACCUUUCAGAUGUCUUUUGGGAAGCAAUUAAGAAAAAGCAAUUUUUGUCCCUAUAUCAGGGCCUUAAGACGAAGAAUAUCCAGUCGUUCAUUUCGCAGUUCGUUUACUUUUAUGGCUAUAGCUAUUUCAAAAGACUCUACCUGGAGAAGAGUGGAGCUAAGUCCAUUGGAACAAAAGCCAACUUGUUGAUUGCAGCCGCUGCUGGUGCUUGCACAGUUGUUGUGACACAGCCAUUAGAUACGGCAUCUUCUAGAAUGCAAACAAGUGCUUUCGGAAAGUCCAAAGGGCUGCGAGCAACUCUCGCGGAAGGUACUUGGCUUGAGGCAUUCGAUGGCUUGGGCAUUUCCCUCUUGUUGACAUGCAAUCCUUCUAUUCAGUACACCGUGUUUGACCAGCUUAAGCAGAAGCUAAUUCUGAGGCAGACGCGUAAAAACGCAGAAUCAGCGGGUGAUUCUUCCCCGGUUGCUCUUUCUGCUUUCUCGGCAUUUCUCCUUGGUGCCAUCUCAAAAAGUGUUGCAACAAUCUUGACUUACCCAUUAAUCAGGUGCAAGGUCAUGAUUCAGGCUGCAGACCCCGAUGAGGACGACGAGGACGAAUCUGAAAAGCCAGGCAAUUCAAGGCCUCCCAAAACAAUGUUGGGCGCCAUGCAUGCAAUGUGGAACAAGGAAGGCAUCCCAGGGUUCUUCAAAGGGUUACAUGCUCAGAUACUAAAGACAGUUCUGAGCUCCGCAUUACUGCUGAUGAUAAAAGAGAAGAUUUCAAAGUUCACUUGGAUCUCGCUGCUUGCCCUGCGGCGAUAUCUCUUUGUUUCUCGGAAGAGAAUCAAGAGUGCAUAG
Triticum turgidum subsp. durum (durum wheat) is the source of this 1005-nucleotide messenger RNA. Lineage: Eukaryota; Viridiplantae; Streptophyta; Magnoliopsida; Poales; Poaceae. The record is from the annotation of a GenBank genome assembly.